AUGACACUAUUUCAUCAAUUAUUUAUUGUAUAUUGCUGGAUUGCAUAUUGUUUAACUCGAUUAAAUUGCUUAAAUAUUCAGUGUUUAGAUGGACCUGAUUUUUGGUGUUUAAAUGGAACUACUGAAUCAUUAUGUAAUUUUACUAAUAAAACAAUUGGUCUGUGUGGAUAUUCAAAUAAAAGAUGUCAGGUAAAAAUAGGUGAUAGCUUUUGUAAGUCAUCUCCACCAGCUCAACAACAGUCACCAUUUGAAUUUAACGGUGGUUUAACUGGUACUGAUGAUGAUCUAUUUUCUUACUAUAGUCUUAGUCUUUAUUGGCCACCAUCAAGUUGUCCAGCAAAAUAUAAUGAAACAAUUGAUUUAUUAAGUUAUUUUUGUUCGCCAUAUACAGAUAUUGAUCAACCUGGUAGUGAACGUUUAGCAUUACAUGGUCUUUGGCCAACAUUUUCGACUAAAGGAAAUUAUCAAGGUUGGCCACAAUUUUGUUCAUCAACAAAAUCCGAUUGGUCAAAAUGUCAUAUUGAUGGAAAUUUAUGUCCAUGGAAAAAUAUGACGUCAAAUGAUUUUACUCAAGGUGAUUAUGAAUAUUGUUUAUCAGUAGAAAAUGUACAAGAAUGUCUUAUUGAUCCUGUUGAAAUUCUUGAACCUGAACGAGAACGUUUAAAAAUAUUAGCACCAGGAUAUUUAGGUGAAAGAAAUUUAUUUAUUAAUCAUGAAUGGACAAAACACGGUUCAUGUUGCUCUUCAAUAUUUGGACAUAAUAUUUCGAAUUAUUUGACUCAUAUGCUUGAUUUAGUCGAUAUGGUCACACGACCAGGCAGUUUAACUUAUGAGUAUAUUCAACGUUAUGCUGGUGAGAAAAUUGGUCUUGAUUAUCUGCUUACUAUUUUUAAUCAAACAGCAAUUAUUAACUGUAAUUCAAAAUGUGAAUUAGAAGAAAUUUGGAUGUGUAUGAAUCGAGAUGAUGAUAGUGGUUUACCAACUCGAUUAAUUACAUGUCCACCAGGUGCUCGUAAUGCCAGUGAUUCAUGUAGAAAAGCUCGAUGUGAAUAUGUUUUUAUUCCAUUAAGAAAUCAUGUUGGAGUAAAUCAUACCGGUGAUUAUUAUUUUUCGUCAAUAUUGAGAAAUCUUUUAUGUUUUAUUUUUAUAUUAAUUCUACUUAAAUUUCUUGUAUCUUUUUGUACUAGUGGUACUUUUCUACAAACUACUAGUCAGUCAAAUUGUUUUGUUGACCAAAAAUAA
Messenger RNA from Adineta steineri, 1242 nucleotides. NCBI's taxonomy places the organism in Eukaryota, Metazoa, Rotifera, Eurotatoria, Adinetida, Adinetidae. The record is from the annotation of a GenBank genome assembly.